CAGGUCAAAAUGGAUAUUAACAUAGCAUUAGAUGAACCUUUGACCAACAAUAGUUGUGUGAAACUCGUAAUUGAAUUUCUAAAAUAUAUUUUAUAUCAAAAACAACAAAUACCAUUUGCAUGCGAUUCAUUAGCUCAACUACAAAUGAAACCAACUGAUAGAAAUUUAUCUUCUAUAAAAACAGUGUUAAACUCUUUAAAAAACACGACAGAACAACUAAAUUCGCAAUUUGAGCUCGAAGGCUGCAAAAUUAAAGAAAUUGCUAUACUUAUUGGUGCCACAAUAAUAACACCAAAGUUGCAUAUUAGAGUUGAAUUUCCAUCUAAUAUUCUUAGUAGCCAAGAACAUUUUGAAUGCAAACAUACUUCUAGAAAACCUCUCUUAAGCUUAAUGAGGUCAAUGUUAGAGUGUUCAGAAUUCCAAGAUGCAUUGAAUUCACCAUUGAAUCCCACAAACACCUUUGUAUUGAUACAAAAAAGUGAUAGUAAUUCUAUGUCAGAAUUUUUUUUACCUAAGCCACAAUAUAUACCUUCAAAGCACACUACAAAUUAUUUUGUAUUAAAAUUAAAAUAUAAGGAUGAAAUAAAAAUAGAUUGUAAUUGUGCAGAUAUAGUGAAAAUUUACAAUGAAGAAUCUGAAACAUAUACUAAUGGUGAGGACAUUGGAUUCUUAAAUAAUUCAAGUGUAAAUAUUCCACAUGCUCCUUAUCAAUGGUAUCAAUCUAAGGAAGUGAUUAAAGGAUUCAAAUUUUUAAGAUGA
Molecule: messenger RNA, 759 nt
Organism: Habropoda laboriosa
Lineage: Eukaryota; Metazoa; Arthropoda; Insecta; Hymenoptera; Apidae
Product: MAD2L1-binding protein
Exons: 2
Coding region: 10-759 (249 amino acids)
Biological process (GO): regulation of exit from mitosis
Cellular component (GO): nucleus
Source: RefSeq, a predicted model, not a curated record